This is a messenger RNA of Salvelinus sp. IW2-2015, 783 nucleotides long. Its product is annotated as myoferlin-like. NCBI's taxonomy places the organism in Eukaryota, Metazoa, Chordata, Actinopteri, Salmoniformes, Salmonidae. The record is from RefSeq and is a predicted model, not a curated record. Gene Ontology annotation, biological process: membrane fusion; plasma membrane organization.
GUCUUAGCCUGGGGUCUGAGGAACAUGAAGACCUACCAGUUGGCCACAGUCACCUCUCCCAGUCUCAUGGUAGAGUGUGGGGGGGAGGUCGUCCAGACGGCCGUCAUCAAGAACAUCAAGAAGAACCCCAACUUCCCCGGAUCUGUCCUCUUCUUUAAAGUGCUCCUACCCAAAGAGGAGAUGUACACCCCUCCCAUCGUUCUGAAGGUGAUCGACCACCGGCCGUUCGGCAGGAAGCCCAUUGUGGGCCAGUGUACCCUCUCCCUGGAGGAGUUCCGCUGUGACCCUUACGUCACCAAUGCUGAGGUGGCCAUGUCUUCCAAAGUGGCCAUGAUGGCAGCAACUCAAGGAGACAUCAUCAUUAACAUGGAGGAUAGGCUCAUCCUUAAUACUGAGCUCCACAAAGAGAAGGAGGAGGAGGCAGUUGACUGGUGGAGUAAGUUCUAUGCCUCUGUGGGAGAGCACGAGAAGUGUGGGCCGUACCUCAAAAAAGGAUACGACACCCUAAAGGUGUAUGAAGGGGAGCUGGAGGAGGUCCCAGAUUUCCGAGGGCUGACAGAUUUCUGUAAAACGUUCCGACUGCAGCGGGGGAAGACUGAGGAUGAGGACGACGACCCCUCAUGGAAUGGCUCGUUCCGGGUGUACCCCCUAUCUGAUGACCCAGGGGUGCCAGCCCCACCACGCCAGUUCAGAGAGCUGCCUGAGAGCGGGUUGCAGGAGUGCCUGGUCAGGAUCUACGUGGUGCGAUGCAUGGACCUGCAGCCUAAAGACAACAACGGCAUG